AAAUAUUAUAGGUUCCAAGAAUAAUUUAUACUUUCAGUGUUAAUUUUCCCAUAAAUAGGAUGUGUUUCAAAUAUUUUUUAACAAAAAGAAAAAGUUGGGACCUACCUUAAUAUAUAAAAGAAUAAAUUACUUCUGAAGAAAAUUAUCAGGCAGUAUAUUUUCGUUUUAGGCACAGGCAUUUGAUUCCAGAAAAAAUGAUUUGUUUUCUUUGUGAAUUUAUAUGAAAUAUAAAAGCGAAUCAAUACUAACUCUCAAAAAUGAGUGUUCUUUUUAUAGCAAGCAUUUAAGGUAAUGAAGUGCUUAGUCUCCAGGGUUCUCUCCUGUGCCACGGUCUUGGCCGCCAAGUCACACUGCAGUGUUCUUGCGGCAGUGAUGACCUCUCCCGCAGAGAGGCAUGUGCGGAAGGGGACUUGGAACAAGGCUUGUGCCAGACAGUAGUUCUACUAGAGAAUAAGAAGGACGGAUUGUCAGACUGUGUGAUGUUUAAAGGCUAAUUUAGGAAAGAUAAUUUAAAGAAAUUAAAAACAAAAAAGCUGUGUACAUAAUCCUAAAGGAAGUUAUAUCCUUUAGGAAAACGCUUGUGUAAAAUACUGAUAUUUUAGUUAAUUUCUUUGAACAGGGGCGCCUGGGUAGCUCAGUUGGUUAAGCAUCUGCCUUUGGCUCAGGUCAUGAUCCUAGGGUCCUGGGAUCGAGUCCCAUGUCGGGUUCCCUGCUCGUUGGGGAACCUGCUUCUCCCUCUGCUUGUGCUCUCCUCCCAACCCCCAAAAUGAAUAAAUGAAAUCUUAAAAAAAAUUUAUUUGAGCAAAGUCUUAGGGAUAUUCAUGGAGGUAUGAAUAAUUUAAGAGACUAGUUUUUUCAUGGGAACAGAAGUUCUGUAAAAUUGCUGAGACAAAACCUUUUGUGCCCCAGGAGCUGGGAGCAGACGGCAGUCAGGGGAGCUGGUGGAUGGGCUGGGGCAGCAGGCAGGAGGCUUUCAGGGCCAGUGAGGAAGCAUGAAAGAAGUUAAAGCUGGAGAGUGUUAAUACAUUUGUGCUUGUAGAUGAUAGCAGCCCACCUGGCAGCUUCUGGGAUGGGAGAGCUUGCUGGAGGUCGAGCUCUAUAAACUCUUAACCAGCCAGUUUUGGAGACUCUCCAGGUUGGCGAAAGCUUCCACCUGCUGGAGGGUAUGCACCCCACCUCCUCGGGGACAGGGAUAAUGCACUGGGAACCCUCUGGGACCUCCCCCAUGUACCUUUUCAUCUGACGACUCAUUUUUGUUCUUUAUAACAGACCAGUAAGCCUAAGUGAAGUUUUUCCUAGAUUCUAGAGCCAUUCUAGAAAAUUACCAAACCUCAUUUGGUAAUUGAGGGUUGUGGGAACUCCUGAGCCUGCGGUAUUCCCAGCAGAAGUGUGAAUAGACCAGUGCUGCUUUUGUGGCUGGCAUCUGGCGUAGAGGGGGGCUUUGUGGGAUCUGAUGUUGACUCCAGGAAGAGAGUGUCCGGACACACCCGGUCUCUGCCAGAGAAUUAGUUACUGGUAUGAAAAAAAGACUAUGUAAUUGAAUGUUUGGAUUUUCGAAAUAAGACUAUUGUCUAUUACCGGGUGACGGUCAUUAACUAGGUGUAAGGAAUGGCUGGGUCAGGGUGUGAGGCAGAACUGACCAAGUGGGAGUCUCAGUCUCCGAUACUUCGGAGCACAAGCCGCGUAACCAGGCACUGGACAGGGCUUGCAUACGCAGUUGGAACAAAACUGCAUUAUUUUGUUGUGGAUGCAUGUGGGAGGGAGUACAUGGGGUUCAAAGUGGGCAGGAAAGAUGAUGGAAUUAAGGGCUGGUAGACUGCAGGGGGCCCACAGGUAGGAGGAGUGAUUCUGAGCAGCUGCCGAAGGGAGGGCCGGCAGGGAUUGCUGCAGGGGUCUCUGGUUCAUGAUCUGACACGGCGCUCCUGCCCAGACCUAGGGGUGGCUUCUACCCCUGAAGAGGACCGUGUGUAGAAAUUGGAGUUGGGGAAACAGACCAAAUUCAAGUGCUAGCUGUGUCCCUCUUUAGCAGUGUAAGUUUGUCACACUAGUAAAGCUUUCUGAAACAGCAACCACGUUCGUGUCACUUGUUAGAGAAGUUCAUGUUUCAGUCAUUCUGGGCGGCUGGUAACAAAGACCUCAGACAAGGUGGCUUAGACAGCACACAUUUAUUUUCACUGUUCUGGAGCCUGGAAACUCCCAAGACCAAGGUGUCAGCAGAUUUGGGACUUGGUGACGGUCUAGUUCUGGGCUUGGAGAAGCUUGGCGCUCAGCGAGUCCCAGCGUGGCAGAGAGCUCUGGUGUGUUCCUCUAAUAAUGUCACCGGUUCCUUCCUGGGGGGCCUGCUGUCAUGACUACCUCUAAACCUACUCCAGGCACCACCGCCUUGGGAAGUUGGGCUUUGAGGAGUGGAUUUGUGUGGGGCAGAGGGGGCGGGGGCUGGGGCAUUCAGUCUGUAGCCAGCAGUCUUUGAAGGGUUAAUGAAUGUAUGUAAAUUUCCAAGCAGAGAGUCAUAUUUAUUAAACUUUUAUUUUGUCUUCCUUAUUUUUUGGAGUCUAGGUAUAAGGAGGUGAGUUAAGUCUACUUUUGUUUGUGAUGUAAUACCAUUUUUCCAUGAAAUACAGUUAAGUACUAGCAAAAUUUUGAUACAAAUUUAGUUUGCCAAAACUUGUUUAUUUAUUUGUAAAAAAGAAUUUAUUUGUUUAUUUGAGAGAGAGAAAGCACAAGCGGGGGGAGAAGCAGAUGCAGAAGGAGACUCCGUACUGAGCAGGGAGCCCGACUCGGGGCUCGAUCCCAGGACCCUGGGAUCAUGACCUGAGCAGAAGGCAGAUGCUUAACUGAUGGAGCCACCCAGGCGCCCCAUAAAGUUUACAAAUUUUUAUGUUUUUUAUUUCUUUAAGAGACUUUUUAAAAAAAGAUUUUAUUCAUUCAUGAGAAAUAGAGAGAGAUCCACACAUACAGAGGCAGAGGGAGAAGCAGGCUCCCCAAGGAGCAGGGAACCUGAUAUGGGGCUUGAUCCCAGGACCCUGGCAUCAUGACCUGAGCUGAAGAAGGCAGAUGCUUAACCCACUGAGCCACCCAGGCGCCCCAAUUUUUUUUUUUUUUUUUUUUUGGACAGAGAGAGAGAUCACAAGUAGGCAGAGGCUGAGGGAGGCAGGCUCCCUGCCAAGCAGAGAGUCUGAUGCAGGGCUCGACCCCAGGACCUUGAGAUCAUGACCCGAGCCAAAGGCAGAGGCUUAAGCCACUGAGCCCCCCAGGUGCCCCAAGUUUACAUAUUUUUUAAGUAUAAGAUUUGUGAAAUGCAGAAGUGUUUGUGCUGUUGAUUAAUGUAGGACAGUAUUACAGGUACAACUUUACCAAAAUGUUAGAUUGAAUAAAUAAAUUUCCUCAUACAGUGCCUGCAUUCUGUAUUUUCUAAGUCAGGGGCUUUUAGGUUUGGGGAUCAGGAACGGAAUUAAGUAACCCUAUGAAAAACUUGCUGGUUAAUUUGUAAGCUCAGUGAUUUUCAUUUCCUUGUCUCUGGGGUGCCUGGGUGGUGCAGUUGGUUUCAGACUAGAUCCUGGUCCUGGGAUCAAGCCCUGGGUCGGGUUCCAUGUUCAACAUGGGGUCUCCCUCUGUCCCUCCUGGUCCCGCUGUCUUUCUCUCUAAAAUAAAAUCUUAAAAAAAAAAAACCAAAAAAAAACCCCUCAAAAAACAAAAAAAAACAACUUGCUGGUUAACUUAUAAAUUGAGUGAUUUUCAUUCCUUGUCUGAAAAUAGCAAAGAAUAUUCAUAUUUUACUUCCUAGCGGUGGUAGCCAAAGCCUUCUCACACUUGCUCCAGGCAGAUGUGAGAGCCCCCACUGCCCUGAGGGCCCAUGGCAUGCUCUUGUAGAGGGAGUCGGGGUUGCAUGAGGGGUCUCCGGGAUUCAUGAUCAGGGUGUCUGGGACCGGUGGGUGAGACUGGAGUCUCUUGGCUUCUCUUUCCUUGCUCAGCUUUUCCUGCACAUUGCUUGUACUCUCUGUGACUGGAGCUCCAGAGGAGGCGAGGGGGUGGCGGAAUUCUUGAGAAUGCGACUGCAGAAAACCAGGAUUAAUACACAGACAACGGAUCCGAGGGUAGCUGCUGUUGAGAAUGGAGAGCUCGCUGCCAGAGGCGUCACUGUGGGGCCACCCUCCAGAAGAACAGCCCCAGGAGCCCCUCACGAUACUGUCUGCUCUGAUCUCUUCUAAAGAUCAAGAGUCCGUGACCUUCAAAGAUGUAGCCAUAGACUUAACCCAGGAGGAGUGGACCCUGAUGGACAGGUCGCAGAGGAAGCUGUACAUUGAUGUGAUGCUGGAGAACAUCACUCAUCUGGUGUCCGUGGGCUGUCAGUUCUUCCAGGCAGAUGUGAUUUCCCAGUGGGAGCAAGGCGGGGAGCUGUGGAGGGAAGACAGAGGACUUGCUCAAGGCUGGAAUCCAGGCUUAGAAAACAGCUAUAAAAAGGAAGAAACAAUAUCUAUGCAAGAUAUCUUCAAGGAGGACCCAUCUGACUGCGGCAUAAUACCAAAAUAUCACCCAGGAGAAAACCCCUUUGAACAUAUUGGGUAUGAUGAAGUUUUCAGUCAGACCUACACAUUGACUCAACAUGUCUUAACUCACACUGGACCGAGACCCUAUAAAUGGAGCGAAUGUGGAAAACAUUUCAGUCAUAGAAGCGACCUUUAUAGACACCAGAAAACUUUCAUGGAAGCAAAACCUUAUAAAUGUAAUCAAUGUGAUAAAUGCUUCCAUAAUAGAAGGAAGCUUUGCAUACACCAGAGAAUUCACACAGGAGAGAAACCCUAUAAAUGUGAUGAGUGUGGGAAAAACUUCAGUCGAAACUCACAUCUUCGUUCCCAUAAGAUAACUCACACAGGAGAGAAUCCAUUUGUCUGUAAUCAGUGUGGGAGUCACUUCAGAUAUUUUUCAUCUUUAACUAGACAUAAGCAUAUUCAUUCUGGACAGAAGCCUUAUGAAUGUCAUCUAUGUGGGAAAGCCUUUGUUCAAAGUUCUUAUCUUAAACAACACGAGAGAACUCACACUGGAGAGAAACCAUAUAAAUGUCUUCUAUGUGGAAAAGCCUUUGUUACAAGCUCUAAUCUUAGAGAACAUGAGAGAACUCACACUGGAGAGAAACCAUAUAAAUGUCAUCUAUGUGGAAAAGCCUUUGUUCAAAGCUCUUGUUUUAGACAACAUGAGAGAACUCACACUGGAGAGAAACCGUAUAAAUGUCGUCUUUGUGGAAAAGCAUUUAUUACAAGCUCUUGUCUUAAAAAACAUGAGAGAACCCACACUGGAGAGAAACCAUAUAAAUGUCUUCUUUGUGGAAAAGCCUUUGUUACAAGUUCUAAUCUUAGAGAACACGAGAGAACUCACACUGGAGAGAAACCAUAUAAAUGUCCUCUAUGUGAAAAAGCCUUUGUUACAAGCUCUAAUCUUAGAGAACAUGAGAGAACUCAUACUGGAGAGAAACCUUAUAAAUGUCAUCUAUGUGGAAAAGCCUUUGUUACUAGUUCUUGUCUUCGAGAACAUGAGAGAACUCACACUGGAGAGAAACCAUAUAAGUGUCCUCUUUGUGGGAAGGGCUUUGUUACAAGCUCUUGUCUUAGAAAACACGAGAGAACCCACACUGGAGAGAAACCAUAUAAAUGUCCUCUGUGUGGGAAAGCCUUUGUUACAAGCUCUAAUCUUAGAGAACAUGAGAGAACUCAUAGUGGAGAGAGCCCAUAUAAAUGUCCUUUAUGUGGAAAAGCCUUUGUUGAAAGUUCUAAAGAACUUGAGAGAACUCAUACUGGAGAGAACCCAUAUAAAUGUCCUCUGUGUGGAAAAGCCUUUGUUACAAGCUCUUGCCUUUGAAGACAGGAGAGAACUCAUUCAACAUGUACUGAAAAAUAUGGAAGAGCCUUCAGCCACAGCUCUAAUCUAAAACAAAUCUGAGAAAUCAUAAGUGGGGGAAAUUUAUGGCCAUAUUCAUUAUGGAAAUGCCUUCAUUUUAGAUUUAUCCUUACACAACAUGAGUGAACUCCAUUUGGAGGAACCCUGUAUUUAACAUCAAGGAGGAAGAGACAUUAGCUGAUCUGUGGUUGUAGGGUGCACAAGAAAAUUCAGUCUGAAUGAUAAUCUAAUCUCCCUAGAAUGGGAAAUUACACGGGAAAAUCUUUACAGAAGGAGGUUGCUCAAGGAGAAUAACAGAAAAAUUGAUGCUGGGGAGCUUACUCAUUGUAAUAUGCAUGAAAAAAAAAAACCUUUUACUAGUAGAAAUCUAUUGUAGGCAUGUGAAGUUUCACACUCUGUAGAAUAGUGAAUGAAUGGAAGUCUUCAGUGAUUUUUAAUUCCUUAGUCAACUUGCAAUUUCUCACACUGUAUAUAUGCCAUUGCUAAAAUCCGAUGAAAGUUUAGAGUUUGCAUCAGAAAUCCCUGACUAGGAAAAACAUCUAUCAAGAAUGUCUAACCACACAGUUUAGACAUUAAUUUAUAUUUUUUGCUUAAUGGCCUAUUAUAAAAAUGUAAGAAACAUAUGUAGGAUUGUGACAUCAUCUGGGAAUUCUAAAUGCAGAAUUUUAUGACAAGAUGCAAUGAUUUUUUUUUUCCCCUUAAGGGACUAGUACAUAGAACUGCAUAUGAAGCGAGGUUGUUGCUAAAAAGUACAUUAAGUUGGUCAGGCCUAUUUUUUCACAGCAAUAAUUACUGGGUUCAGCUAGAAAGUAACUAAAUAUUAACCAAAAAACAAUACAAGAUGAUGUGUCAUUACUACAUAUUGUUAACCAUGUAUGUAGAUCAUAAUGAUGAAUUAAAGAGUGAUAGUUUGUGACUGAA
Mustela lutreola (European mink) is the source of this 6813-nucleotide messenger RNA. RefSeq names its product zinc finger protein 431-like. The coding region runs from base 4111 to 5853 and encodes 580 amino acids. The transcript has 6 exons. NCBI's taxonomy places the organism in Eukaryota, Metazoa, Chordata, Mammalia, Carnivora, Mustelidae. The record is from RefSeq and is a predicted model, not a curated record. Gene Ontology annotation, biological process: negative regulation of transcription by RNA polymerase II. Gene Ontology annotation, molecular function: DNA-binding transcription repressor activity, RNA polymerase II-specific.